AUGCAUUCGCCGCACGUCGCGAGAUUCUUGAUCCUCGUAUUCGGUCUCUCGCGUUUAUCUAAGGCAGCAUUCCACGCACACUGCGGUGCUCCAGGUCCUGCUUUUCUAGUCCCACACCUAGAAGCAGACCGUGUCGAAUUCAGGAAUGCCUGGGAAACAGUUAAUCACGAGCUGGACGACAUCUUCCGCUCGGAGAGCCCUCACCUCCGCUCAGUCUCGGUACAUGUCACGACCCUUGAUCACACCAUCUUUUCUUAUCAUCAGACUGCUGUCGGUUAUGAGAAACCGCAGUGCAAGAAUGUACAGCCCCAUAGUGAGGACGGCAACUUACAUCCUAUCGGCGAAUUGACACAGCUGUUUACGGUCCUGGCGACAUUGCAUGCAAAUCUCGAGGGUCACAUCCCGUCCUUGGACGUCAGCAUCACACGAUUCAUACCACAACUUGAACACACUUCGACGAGUUCCGUAGAUUGGGAUCGUAUCACUUUGAGAUCACUGGCAAGCCAGAUGAGUGGACUUCCCAGAGAAGUCCUCUAUCCUGAUCUCUCCGAUGAUCUGCGUGAACCUUGGAGAUUGGGACUGCCACCUAUAUUAUCUAAUGGGAGAGGUCGAUGUAGCUCUUGCGGGUCUUCUGCUACAGCUUGUACUAUCACUGACCUGUUAGACUGUAUUCGAAUUGAGCAACCCGUGUAUGCUCCCAACACAAGACCUCUAGAGUCAGAAGUGGGCUUUGAGCUGUUGGGGCUGGCUCUUCAAAAUGCUACUGCAAUGUCAUAUGUUGACUACGUUCAAUCUCAAAUUUUCUCCAGACUGAAUAUGGGAAACACUGUAUUCACGAGCUCAGUGGGUUCGACAGCCGGCCUUGCUUGCGUAUCUGGCUCUGAUAAAGUUAAAAUUUUGGAGGUCUCGACUCCCAGCAGUGGCGCUUGCUCUACAACAACCGACUUGGCUAAAUUUCUGCGAUACGUCCUCGGCACCUCCGGCUCCAUAUCUUCAUCAGUGAAUUGGUUUCAUCCUGCCGCUUUCUCUAGAGGCACACAUAACUCGUAUGGUAGUCCGUGGCAGAUCAUCAAGGUUGAUACUCUUCUUCCGUACACAACUCGGGCUAUCGAAAUCAUGGUCAAAAGAAGCAUUCACGCGAACUACUUUUCCAGUUUGGUCGUCAUCCCCGAAUACGGCCUUGGGUGUAUUGUGCUCGCGAAUGGGGACCGCAACCUACUUCAGCUCAUCGAGGACAUUGUCGUUCCUACAGUGGUCAUUGCCGCCGACAGGCAAGUUCAAAAAUCUUUAGGUAUGCGCUAUACUGGUAUUUACGACGUCCCUGAGCCACAGCAUGGUGGCAGCGCACUUCACCACCCUCUUUCCGAAUACACGAUCAACUCGAGCAUAGUCAUCUCUCACUCACUGCCAGCCGCGCUACAAAUCCAUUCUUGGAUUUCAAAUGGAACGGACAUUUUGCAAGCGUUUAAGACUCUAUUUGGAGUCAAGAAUCUUCAGCAAUACACGGCGUACCUCAUUCCUACGUCCCUUUUCAAAGAUGGCGACGCACAGCAAGGCGAAAUAUGGCGCAUUCUGCCUGUUCUGCCAGACAAGUACAGCACAAGUGAACGUCGAUCGGGCAGCGCGCGCGGGGGGAAACCAAGGUUUCGGCUCAGUGACUUCGACUGCAGUUCGGAUUUCGACCAACUUCGGUAUGGAGCAAAGGCAGUAAACGAGGUCAUUUUCUGGAAACACGAAGGUGUACAUGGAAGAGUACGUGCUGUUGAAUUGCCAGCGUUCCAGAUUAGGUUGCGACGAGGACAAACACCCGCCAUGAUGGGGCUGACAGCACAAAUGGCGCUGAAGCAAUCGACAUGA
Molecule: messenger RNA, 1857 nt
Organism: Rhinocladiella mackenziei CBS 650.93
Lineage: Eukaryota; Fungi; Ascomycota; Eurotiomycetes; Chaetothyriales; Herpotrichiellaceae
Exons: 4
Coding region: 1-1857 (618 amino acids)
Source: RefSeq, a predicted model, not a curated record